Molecule: messenger RNA, 1527 nt
Organism: Pseudonaja textilis
Lineage: Eukaryota; Metazoa; Chordata; Lepidosauria; Squamata; Elapidae
Source: RefSeq, a predicted model, not a curated record
GAGCAACGCACCUCCUGAACCAGUUGCGGGAGCUGAGGAAAAACAACCUUGACCUCCAUUGCGAGUUUCAGGAUUUCAAGCUCAACCGGACAGACCGAAAGGAAGCAUGCUGUCCCAAAGGCUGGGAUGCCUUUCGGAAAAGCUGCUACUGGGAAAACCGGGAGCCGAAAUCGUGGCAGGAGGCCAAAACUGAGUGCGAAAGCUACGACGCUCACCUGGUGAUCAUCAGCUCCUACGAGGAGCAGCAAUUCGUGCAAGUCCGUGCCAGGCCAAACUUUAUGUGGAUCGGACUGACGGACAGCAGCGGCAGCUGGAAGUGGGUGGACGGCUCGUCCUACACGGUGGUCUCACGGGACUGGUGCCCAGAACAGCCGGACAACUGGUACGGCCACGAACUGGGAGGCGGAGAGGACUGUGCCCACCUUCACCGCAACGGCUGCUGGAACGAUGACCACUGCAGCCGCCUUUAUGGCUCCGUCUGCGAGAUGGAGAUGGAUAUGUAAAGGGGGGGGUGCUGGAGGAGGAAGACCACCGACCCAGCAUUGUCCCCCUGUCCCCCCCAAAGUGGACAAUCCACCAUCUUGGGUUUGGACUGAAUGCUGGUUUGAUGCCUUGAUUCGCACUCAAAAUGGUCGCUUGCUUCCAUCUUGAAACCGGGGCCUGUGUGAACUUCCGGCCUUUGAUGGCCUCCCUUGUUCCUCCUCCCUUCCUCGCUCUGGGUCCAAACUUGACAGGUAGUCCUCGACCCUUACGACCCUCUUUGGUUUAGUGACGGUUCGAAGUUACGACGAUGCUAAAGAAAGGGCUUGAUCCAAAUUGGAAAGGCUUGGCAACUGGCAUGGACUCAUGCCUGUUUGUAGACUCCCCACUUUUAGGGGAACCUUCUUGACAAGCCAGGGGAAGCCGGAUUCACUUUGCGACUCGCUGAACGACAGCAGGGAUUAGCUCAGCAACGGCAGCCAGGAACGUCAUUCUUUCCUGGAGCAAAAGCUCACUUAGCAACUGUCUCACUUAACAACCGAAAUGUUGGGCCAAAUUGGAGCCAUGAGGUAGUCCUCAACUUACGACAAACAUGGAGCCCAGAAUUUCCAUUUUUAAGUCAGGGCAGUCUUAAAUCAAAGGCAGGCAUCAUGACCGGAUCCAAUUUGAUACCUUCUUUUUUGUGAAUGUGUAUGUGUGUGAGACGGUCAUUAAGUGAGCACCAUAAGGAAAUCGGAUGUAUUCCUAUGUGCAUUUUUGGAAACAGGGAAAACUAUAUCACCAAAACCAAUAAAUAAAUAAAAGUCGGGUGACCGCAGAACUUCAGAAUUGGGACACAAGUAGAUUUUGGGGUGGUCCGUCGUAAGUCUGAACAGUCGCUCGUUGGUCGUAAGUCGAGGAUUACCUGCCUGCUUUGACUGCACACUUACCGGAAGAGGACAACGGUCAGAGGUACGAGUUAAAUUUGACCUCUUCCUCUGCUAUGAGGGAGAAUUUUGUUCGAUGUGUGUAUCAUAGAUGUAAAACGUGCAUUAAAGGAUACUAUCA